AUGUCCGAUUUUAAAAGGCAGUCUCAAGUGCCCGCGAAUGACGCUAGCUACGCGCCGUCUGCUAGAUUUCAAGCUUUGACCAUGAGAGACGGUAUCAGAUAUCGACAGCAUGUGUCAAAAAGAGCAGCUGGCGAUGCACUAUAUGCAGAUAAAACUUCUCUGAAAAAAAAGGAAGUAUUGCCGAAUGAAACUCAGCAUUUGCUGUUUCUUUUCACCUUCUUUCUUUUUGUAUCCAUUGUCAUAAUUGCAUUCGAGAAGAAACUACCUGAACCAUUAACAAUAAACAAAGAAGGCCUAUAUCCUGGAAGAUUUAUAGGAGAAAGAGCUUAUAAUCAUCUUAUAAAUCUUACAUCUAUUGGCCCAAGGAUUGUUGGAAGUUAUGCGAAUGAAGUGUUGGCAAUUAAAUAUUUAACAAACAUUAUUAAUAGUAUAGUUAAGGAUGCUAGUGAAAACCAUAAACUUCUAGUUAAUGUAACCAAGCAUAGUGGAGCAUUUCCUUUGAAAUUCCUUGAUGGAAUGACAAAUGUUUAUAGAAAUGUUCAGAAUGUCAUUGUUAAAAUUGGCCCACAUAGACCUACACAUACUAGCGUGUUACUAAAUUGUCAUUUUGAUACUUUUGCCGAUAGUCCUGGUGGAUCUGAUGAUGGAGCAGGUUGUGCUGUGAUGUUAGAAGUUUUACGUGUAAUUGCCCAUAGUUCAAAAUUGUUAAAGCAUAAUAUUAUAUUUUUAUUUAAUGGUGCUGAAGAAAAUUUAUUACAGGCUUCUCAUGGUUUUAUAACGCAACAUCCAUGGGCUAAGGAAGUACAUGCUUUCAUAAAUUUAGAAGCUUGUGGGGCCGGUGGUCGUGAAUUAUUAUUUCAGGCUGGACCUGACAGUUCUUGGAUGCUUCAGGUGUACUCCAAGUCUGUUCCCUACCCAUAUGCAUCCUCCUUAGCCCAGGAAAUUUUCGAAAGUGGUAUUGUGCCUGGUGACACUGAUUUUCGAAUAUUCAGGGAUUUUGGAAAUGUUUCUGGUCUCGACUUUGCUUGGUCGACCAAUGGUUACGUGUAUCAUACGAAAUUCGACAACAUUGAUCAAAUACCAGUUGGAUCUUUACAGAGGACUGGAGAUAAUAUACUUGCUCUACUACAAGGAAUAGUGUUGGAUAAUUAUUUAUCUGAAGUAAUUCAGGAUAAUGCCGGGAAGCUUGUGUUCUUUGAUUUCCUGGGCACAUUUGUUAUUAGAUGGCCGCAACAUGUGGCUAGUACAAUUAAUGUUAUCAGCAUAGUUGCUGGUGUAUAUUCUAUAUAUCUAAAUACGCAGAGCGCACGAAGAGACGUAAAAAAGUUUAUAUAUUUGAAACAUGUAUUACUUUGUAUUGGAGCAAUAACUGUUUCAUGGCUGGUGUCUAUAAUUUCAUGCACAAUGAUUGCGUUUGUCCUUACCAAGCUUGGUAAAGUUAUGAGUUGGUAUGCAAGACCAGCGUGGUUGUUUUUCUUAUACGUCUGUCCAACAAUUUUCGUAUCAAUGAUGUUUUUCCUACAUGUUGGAUCACGUCAGAAGAAGGAAGUUAAGUCCACAUGGAUUUUGUAUCAAAUAUACUGUGAUGCAUAUUCUAUUAUAUGGAUGCUGAUUCUCUUUUGUUGUGUUGUAUUCGAAAUACGAUCUGGUUUUAUACCGUUGCACUGGGUCGUGUUCCCUACAGUUGGAAAUUUACUCCGAUAUAAUUUCUUUAAUAAGUGGCGAGGCUGGAAAUGGCUACUCUAUUAUUUAGCUACAAUGUUUGUACCCUACAUGCAAUCAUUUUACUUAGUGAUCGGAGCUCUUUAUCUCUUCAUACCCAUAAUGGGACGGUCUGGUAGCAGUAUAAAUUCAGAAGUUGUCAUGGCCAACACAUUGUGUAUACUAUUUUGUCUGCUGCUUAGUUUUACGAAAUAUGAGAUAUUCUAUACUAUUAAUUGCAUGUUAAAUUUUCAGCAUGCACAAAGACAAUAUUACGACAUUAACGGUAAUUUACGGUAUUCUGGAACUGGAUAUUGGAUAGCUGAUUUAGACAUGAAUAGUCCACAUAGCGUAGAAGCUAUGGUCCCUGAAAUAGCAGCUGCAACACCAACUGUGAAGGAUUGUGAACAUGAAUUAUAUUGUGGCCUACCAUAUUUUAUGCCAGUUACAACUUUCUUGUGGAAAACGAGCUGGAUUCCAGGACCUGCGCCCCUCAUUACCAUCCCAACAAAAUUGGAUCUUAUUUCAAAAUCCAUGCGACAAAAUAUCGUCAGUUUUACGUUCAACGUUACAGGUCCAGAUCACAUAAGCAUCAUUUUAUCCCCGUACAAAGGAGUCCAUUUAGAGAAAUGGUCUGUUUUGGAAGGAACAGCGUUGCAAGGACCUAAAUGGAAUGAUAGGGAAACGUAUUUUGUUUAUUAUUCCUGUGCGUCUGACUGUGUUCCUUAUACAUUUACUGUGGAGUUAAAUGUACCCUAUGUGCAAAAGGCACCAUGUUUGUCUGUAGCAUUGGGUGGCCAUUUUCUACAUGGCGAGCAUCAGAAGUCUUUGAGAUUUAAAAGAUUUCUGGCUCAAUUUCCACCUUGGACUGUUGUCACUCCAUGGACAGCAACCUACACUUCGUGGCAAUUCUAAAAUGGCGCCGAAUAAGUAUUCUAUCAUCAAAUGCUGUUGCAUAAAAAAUAGUCAACGGGAGCCUAACCAAAACCGCAGUAUAUUAGUGUAAUUCUCGAUACGAUUC
Messenger RNA from Dufourea novaeangliae, 2722 nucleotides. Its product is annotated as endoplasmic reticulum metallopeptidase 1-like. Gene Ontology annotation, biological process: proteolysis. The record is from RefSeq and is a predicted model, not a curated record. Gene Ontology annotation, molecular function: metalloexopeptidase activity. Bases 1 to 2616 code for a protein of 871 amino acids. Lineage: Eukaryota; Metazoa; Arthropoda; Insecta; Hymenoptera; Halictidae. The transcript has 13 exons.